Molecule: messenger RNA, 5476 nt
Organism: Salvelinus sp. IW2-2015
Lineage: Eukaryota; Metazoa; Chordata; Actinopteri; Salmoniformes; Salmonidae
Gene: cachd1
Product: cache domain containing 1
Cellular component (GO): voltage-gated calcium channel complex
Molecular function (GO): voltage-gated calcium channel activity
Source: RefSeq, a predicted model, not a curated record
UCUGUAGUGUUGGCAGAUAACCUGAAGUCCAACCCAGGCAUCAAGUGGCAGUACUUCAGCUCAGAGGAGGGCAUCUUCACUGUGUUCCCCGCCCACAAGUUCCACUGCAAGGGCAACUACGAGCACCGCAGCAGGCCAGUGUACGUGGCGGCGGUGCGGCCCCAGUCUAAACACAUCGUAGUGAUCAUCGACCACGGAGUGACUAUUACAGAAACACAGCUCCAGAUUGCCAGAGAUGCUGCCCUUGUCGUCCUCAACUCUAUAGAUGAACAUGACAAGGUCUCGAUCCUGUCCUCAGCGGAGGCUGUGCGCUCCUGUUCUCUGGACCAGUGCUAUAAGAGCUACCUGUCUCCUGCCACCAGCGAGACCAAGAGGAAGAUGAGCGCCUUCAUCAGCAACCUCAAGGCCUCCGACAGCCCUACCCAGCAUGCACUGGGCUUCCAAAAGGCCUUCCAGCUCCUCAGGAACACCAGCAGCGUCACCCGGAAACUCACCAACACAGACAUGGUGAUCGUCUACCUGUCGUCUGGCAUCACGUCCCGAGACGCAUCGGAGCAUGAGAAGAGAGACACCCUCCGUGUGGUCAAAGAGGAGAACCGCCACCUCAACAACUCCGUCAUGAUCCUCACCUACGCCCUCAUGAAUGAGGGCGUGACGGGUCUGAAGGAGCUAGCGUUCCUGCGUGACCUAGCGGAGCAGAACUCUUUGAAGUACGGCGUCCCGGACCGCUCGGCGCUACCCGUGGUGAAGGGGAGCAUGAUGGUCCUGAAUCAGCUCAGUAACCUGGAGACCACCGUGGGACGCUUCUACAUCAACCUGCCCAACCGCAUGAUAGACCUGUUCUGCUUCAGCCUGCCCUACCAGGACCCCAUGGGAGACGGUUUCAUCAUGACGGUGAGCCGGCCAUGUUACUUUGGCAACCUGUUGCUGGGUGUAGUUGGGGUGGACGUGAACCUAGCCUACAUUCUAGAGGAUGUCACCUACUACCAGGAUUCUUUGGCCUCCUACACCUUCCUCAUAGACAACAAAGGUUACACCCUGAUGCACCCGUCCCUCACGCGGCCCUACUUGAUGACAGAGCCUCCCCUCCACACUGACAUCAUCCACUAUGAGAACAUCCCUGGGUUCCCUGUGGUACGGGACAACAUUCUCCGUCUGCCCCUUGGUAGUCAGGUGAUAGCUGUGCCCACCAACUCCUCUCUGUCCUGGCACACCAACCGCCUCCGAGACCCCAGCAAGGAUGCCUACAACGUCAGCUACACAUGGAAACUGGUCCAGGACAAGUCGUUCAUCCUGUGCAUAGUGAACGUCCAGCCAGAGAUCCCUGUGAAACACCUGAAGAACCUGAACACAGCUCCCAGCUCCAAGCUGCUCUAUCACCGCCUGGACCUGCUGGGUCAGCCCUCCUCCUGUCUGCACUUCAAACAGCUGGCCACCGUCGAGAGUCCUACAGUGAUGCUCUCUGCAGGGAGUUUCUCCUCGCCCUACGAACACCUCAGCCAACCAGAGACCAAACGCAUGGUGGAACACUACACUGCCUACCUCAGUGAUAACACACGCCUCAUAGCCAACCCUGGACUCAAGUCGUCGGUCAGGAACGAGGUGAUGGCGACCAGUCACGUCACAGAUGAAUGGAUGACACUCAUGGAGAUGAGUAGCCUCAACUGCUACAUUGUUCGCCGUUACAUAGCAACGCCCAAUGGGGUGCUUCGGAUUUACCCCGGCUCACUCAUGGACAAAGCCUUCGAUCCGACCCGGAGACAAUGGUACCAGCACGCUGUGGCGAACCCUGGCCUCAUCACCUUCACCGGGCCUUACCUGGAUGUGGGCGGGGCCGGAUACGUGGUCACCAUCAGCCACACCAUCCACACCUCCAGUUCUCAGAUGGCCUCAGGGUAUGCAGUAGCAGUAAUGGGGAUAGACUUCACACUGCGUUACUUCUACAAGGUUCUGCUGGACCUGCUACCCAUCUGCAAUCAGGACAAGGGCAACAAGAUCCGGUGUGUUUUUAUCAUGGAGGACAGGGGUUACUUGGUGGCCCACCCCACCCUCAUCGACCCUAAAGGUCACGCUCCAGCCGAGCGGCAGCACAUCACACACAAGGAACCUCUGGUGGCCAACGACAUCCUGAACCAUCCUAACUUUGUCAAGAAGAACUUGUGCAACAGCUUCAGCGACCGCACAGUCCAACGUUUCUACAAGUUCAACACCAGCAUCAAGGGUGACUUGACUAACCUGGUCCACGGGAGCCACUGCUCCAAGUACCGUCUGACCCGUAUCCCUGGCACCAACGCUUUCGCUGGCAUCGUCAACGAGACGUGUGAUUCGCUGGCUUUCUGUGCCUGUAGCACCGUGGACCGCCUCUGUCUCAACUGUCACAGGAUGGAGCAGAAUGAGUGUGAGUGUCCAUGUGAGUGCCCCCUGGAGGUCAACGAGUGUACUGGCAACCUCACCUACACUGAGAACAGGAACCCCAGCUGUGCGGUGCACCAGGAGCCCCUGUCUCUGACAGUGAUGGACUCCAGUCUGCAGGACACCCUGCCCCAGUGUAUCAACACCCGCUGCAGCCAGCGCUUCACUAGCAGUGACUGUUUUGGCGUGUUGGACUGUGAAUGGUGUAUGGUGGACAAUGAUGGGAAGACCCACCUGGACAAACCUUACUGUGCCCUGCAGAAGGAAUGCUUCGGGGGCAUCCUCGGGGCCAAGAGCCCUUACAUGGACGGCAUGGGGAUGUUGAAUGAGGAGGUAGCGUCUCUGAACAUGAUUCGGAGUGCACCGGUAGGGCCGGUUGCCGGGGGGAUUAUGGGCUGUAUCAUGGUGCUGGUGUUGGCUGUCUACGCCUACAGACACCAGCUCCACCGGCGCUCACAUCAACACAUGUCCCCUCUGGCCGCGCAGGAGAUGUCAGUGCGGAUGUCUAACCUGGAUAAUGAGCGAGAUGAGGACAGUCAUGAAGACAGGGGAAUCAUCAGCAACACACGGUUUAUUGCUGCGGUGAUUGAGAGACACACCCACAGCCCYGAGCGCAGGAGGAGGUACUGGGGACGGUCAGGGACAGAGAGUGACCACGGUUACAGCACCAUGAGUCCUCAGGAGGACAGUGAAAACCCUCCCUGCAACAACGACCCCUUGUCGGCCGGCGUGGACGUGGGGAACCACGACGACGACCUGGAUCUGGACACGCCCCCUCAGACGGCGGCGCUGCUCAGCCACAAGUUCCACCCGUACCGCCACCCGCCCCACCACCAGCUCCACACACACCACCUGCAGGCAGCAGUCACCGUGCACAGUGUGGACGCAGAGUGCUGAUCCUCUAUACCCGAUCCCUACACAGGCCUCAGCUCUCCUCCAACCCCACCAGCCCUCUGCCUGGCAACAUCACUACUAGCUAUUCAUCCAACACUACCACUACCAACUCCAGACUCCACCACCCAUGUGUGCUCCCACUGUGCCAAGCCAGGGUGAAAGGAGUUGGGCUGGGGAGAACAGAGCAGUCCCCCUCCUGGAGGACUCCUUGAAGUUCACACACUCCACCUCUGUUGAGGAACACUAGCUUCUGUAGCCCAGUAUAGCCCUGCUCAGAAACAUGGGGGGUGUGGUGGAGGCCUCUUUUAUUCAAAAGGGCUCUGAACUUGUUUAAAAGUGUAAACAAAGCAUCUCAGAUUUUUAAGAAGAUAACAAAUAAGAAAUAAAGGAUUAUUUUUCUACUAUUUAUUGAACUGGAUUUGAGAAUGAUCAGAUGCGCACCUGACAGUGGCUGGAGCUGAACUGAAUGAACUCUGGUUGCCAAGGUAACCACAGUGGCUGAUCAUGGACCACAGAGUGUCCCUGCUGCACAUGCCCCUCACUUCCUGUUAAGGACACAUCAUGAAGAGGAAGUGGUUAUUCAACACAUAUCUGACACAGGUUAUCCUUUGGAUUAUUUUCAGUURAGAAUCAGAAAAUCAUUGUUAUUGUUGUGAAGGUGAAAUUAGUUGAACUCUUUGUCCUGACUGAACAAGCUGAAUACAAUACAUUGUAUUCACUAAUCCACCCUACCAGGCAACCACCAGUCCAGGGCUGGUUUGUGUCAACGGGAUGCUGUAUGACUGAAUAUGGAAGGGCCAUGCCAGGACCCUGGCAGAAUGACUCAGACACACAGGAGAGCCAUUCCCACACUUUGGUGCCCUGUUAUCUGCCUGAACAUUAAGGCAUAGAGCUGGUGUGAGGGAUUGGUUGGUCUGUCUUAUCUGACCCCCUCACACUAACAUCUAGACCUGGUGGGCCAAGCUAUGACUCUUUCUGUCUCUAUGCCUGUGGGACCUAUCACUGUUGAAGAGAGGUGUGUGUGUACACAGGUUGUGCAACUGUAAUGGUGUGUGUGUGUGUGUGUGUGUGUGUGUGUGUGUGUGUGUGUGUGUGUUUGGUCUGAUUGUAUGGAAGUGGUCAGAGCAUCUCAAUUGAAAGCAUUAUUACAUGGUUUAAUUGUUUUGAAAGUGUAAUUAGUGAAUAGAGAGGAAAUAAUUUUGGUUUCAGCAGUCCGCCUGAUUUUCUGAUGAGUAAUUUCCCCGUUAUAACAAGUGUUUUGUCAUGUGAUUCAUGGAUGAACUUCUCCAAAUCAAGUCAUAUUGUAUUCAUUUAGUUUGGGUGAAGAAUGUCUCGUGUUUUUUUUUUUUACCCCCGAUCGAAACAGUAUAAAGUGUACAUACCUUUUUAAAAGUCACAAAUAGCUAUUCAUGUGUUGCACUCCAUAUUUGUAUGUUGGAAAUGAAAUAUUGGGUACUCAAAAUGAUGCUCAGAUAUUUGUUUUUUGUGUGAUAUUUUUCAGUUCAUGGUUUGCGACACCUUGGAUGUUAUUAGGUUUACCUUUCUUUAGGUCCAUAUUGGAUGGAAGACAGACUGACAUAGUUGUAUUUUAGAUACUUAAAGUUGAAGAUUUUAAAGUCUUUCAAAUCAAAUUUUUGUUGAACCAUGUAGGGUCAAAAUGUCAGAAGACAAUGUCAAUUGUCAAGAAGAGAUUUUAUUUUAGACUSCAGUGGAACUUUCUCCCUGUUCGUUGAGUUGGAUUAGUUCUAGACAGGAUAUGGGUCAAAUUCAUUUCUAUUCUUAGAAAUUGAAUAUCGUGUUACUUCCUGAAUUGAAAUAUAAUUGACCCCAACUUUAGUUCUAGAGUACCUUUUCAUUGAAUAAUAAUGCCAUGUCACCUAACGCUACAGCUCAUAUUAUGGGAUAUUGUGGUACUCUAGUCUCACUGUAGUUAAAAGCAGUAAUUCAUUUUAGUCACAGUUAUCUCCUACUGUCCUGUUCAUAACCACCACCACUGAAAUUAUAGCACUGGACGUUACUCAUAACACUACACAGCUCUGGGAAUAUACACCCCGAUUUUGUCACGUCGGGUUGGUGCAUAUUUCCAACGGUGCAGCACCAAAACAUACAGUACCAGUCAAAAGAUUGGACACACCUACUCAUUCAAGGGUUUUUCUUUAUUUUUACUAUU